This is a messenger RNA of Verruconis gallopava, 1686 nucleotides long. RefSeq lists its product as uncharacterized. Gene Ontology annotation, molecular function: guanyl-nucleotide exchange factor activity. The transcript has 4 exons. NCBI's taxonomy places the organism in Eukaryota, Fungi, Ascomycota, Dothideomycetes, Venturiales, Sympoventuriaceae. Bases 1 to 1686 code for a protein of 561 amino acids. The record is from RefSeq and is a predicted model, not a curated record.
AUGGCUUAUGUCCUAUCGCUUCCCACCAGAAGUCCAUGGGAGCAAGCGUUUCUUGAGCCACCUUGCCUGAGAUCUCGAGUUUCUAUACUGAGCCAGAUCUCCACGGAAACCAUCCAACAUUCUCCACAACGAAGGCAGUCUCUGAGCUGGCCACUCACAGAUGAUUCCACAAGACUAGCUUCGAGUACAGUGCUAAAUUAUAUUUACAACUUCAAUCUCUCGCCCAAACGGCCCCGCACAGGCAGCACCUUGUCAACGCUGAGAGAUUUGACCUUCUCGGGGGUGGAAAAUAGGGAAAAUAACAAUAACAGCUCUCGAGAUUCUAUUGAUAAGCCAGUAGAUGAAUUUCAGAAGUCCACAACUCCUUUGCCCUCUCCAGAAGGGGCAACGUGCGAAAAAGAACGCGAUUUGGCUUCUGAACCUUUUCAGUACACUCUCUCCGGUUCUCACGAGCAGCCCGUCAUCCAAUCUCCUUUCAAGCGAUGGCUAAGCACACUCCGAAGGAGGCAUAGUCUUGGAACAUUCAUGCCUGAUCGCGAUCCUUGGCUGGAUCGAACAAGCACCUCACGCCUCGGGCACCACAAAGCUAGCUCAUUCAGCUCAUCAAUUGGCUUUCUGACUGCUGUUAAAUCGGCAAACUUGACUUUGGCAGGAACAAGCAUCGCGCCGACGUCGAAACAUGGCAGAAAACCCCACGUGAACAGUGACAACACAAGUAUCAGCUGUCAUGGUCCCCGAGCAUCAGUGGAAAGCAAUACAGGAUCUAUUGAGCCCACUCUUGAUGGGCAGGCAUGGUUUCGCUCAAUCCAGAGACGGAACAUCGUUGAUGAAAUUCUAAGUUCUGAAGAAAGCUACAUUUCUGACAUGAAAGCCAUGAUUCACAUCUACUUCACUCUUCUUGCUUCUGCACCGCCUGUGUCACUUCGACGGAAAGAGAUGAUCCAGAAAUCGUUGAGUCAGAUUAUUCAGCUUCACGAAGAUCUCUUGGGGGAAUUGCAACGAGUAGUUCCAAGUCGAGCCGAAUCAACACAACGACUUACCCUACAGCACCAGACAGAUGAGUCGCGCCAUACGAGAUGGCACAGCUUUGACAAUGGGCAAAAGUCUGGACAAAUUCCCGAAUUUCGUCACCGGUUUCAACGCUCAGUCGACUUGAGCAGGUCUCCUUCCCCAAUUGCACGCUCAAUGGUUAUGACUACGAACACAGUUCAUGAUGUUGCCAAGGUCUUUGAUCGCUUUGCGAGGCGAUUUCUUGCCUACGAAGCGUAUGUAGCCCAUCAUGGAAUUAUUCAGGAAGAGGCAAACAUCACGUCGAAGUUCAUUCCCUCAUGGACGGCAUAUGAGAGAGGUGUGGAAGCCUUGAAUGUUUCAACUACAUCCAUAGAACACAAGGAUGCGUGUAGCAGGAAAGGCUUGACGUUAUCAGAUCUGGGUAUCAAGCCCAUUCAACGAAUUUGCAAGUAUCCGCUAUUCUUUGCGGAGCUUUGCAAGCACACGCCAGCUUGCGACGAUCCAAUUGUCCAUGCAGAGCUCGAGAAGGUAUUAUCUCGACUCCAAGAAACUGCUGAAGAAAUAAACUAUGCAAUGGACAACCCUCAAAUGCGACAUCUUACCGAAAGUAGCUGGCUUCUUCAGGACCGUCUGGUCUUCCGGGAAGGAGUACAGCUCUCCAAUUUCUCAAAAUAA